AUGUCAACACAAAUGGACCGCCGGUCGGCCGCUUCUUUCGCCUCUCCAAAAUCUCCUUUGCGCAGUAUUCAGUACCAUCGUACUCGCGGCCGGCUCCGCAAGUCCAUGUCAACUCGAUCCAUCCGAAAACCUCGACUUCCUCCAGAUGCAGUCGUUGUCAACCCCGACGUGGCCAAGCUGCACGCUGCUGCGGCCGCUUCGAGUGCGAUGCGCUCGAGUCAACAGCACUCGAUCGAGUCCAGAUCCUCCUACGAUCGGCUCGGUGGCCCGGCACAGAUUGCGAUUCCACGACGACGAGCGAGGUCCAGUCUUCACCAGACCGAGGACAGCUCUUCAUCCUGCGGCGUACCGACAAGACCCCUAACCACACCAUGUCCGUCCAUCGAAACCGAGGCUGUGGAAAAGAUCCACGCUCGUGAACGUUCGGUCAUGCUGCCAGCAACCAGGGAGCCCAAUGGCCUGGACGGCAGAGACAGCUCCGUCCCCUCUUCAUACCGUCGACUGCGCAAGGCAAAAUCGAUGUUCUCGACCAGACAACGACCGUCACCUUCCCCGUAUGGAACACCGCCGCUGCCACGACGGAAUGGCAUUGAUCUUGACCGGAGUCCGCAGUUCAUUCUGCCUCGGACGAUGAGGAACUCCCCAUCUUUCACUCGAGGUGGUAAUCGCGAAGGGUCUCGGGCAAUCCGACAUUCCAAGAGUCACGAUACGGCUAUUCAACUUGCUCGUGAUCAAUUCCUCGACGAGAUCGACGAGGUAGAUGCCCGGCCUCGACGUUCUUCGUUUUUCAUACACCGGCGCAAGAGAGAAGACAAACCGUUCCGAAAGACAUUCCGAGUCACAAGUGAGACGAGCAUGGGAGCAAAGUCCCGUCGGGAACAGCCUCACGGAAGACGACGGACCUUCUCUGCAUCUUUCAAGAACGGUCUCAAGAGGGUGUUUGGUAUCUCCAAGCCGGUGGAGCAAAAGACCGAGUCUCUGUGUGGAUCGGAUGAUGCGAUUGCUCCAACGGUCAUCAGCGUUGCCAAAAGUCUAGUUAACUGUUCUGCUAGUGAACAUGUGGGUGAUACUCAGGAGCUGGAGACUAGCCCGCUACGAGUCCCACGAAUUUCCCCUAGCCGUGUCAGUCUGGCUACUUCCAAGUCGCGCGUGACAAGUUGGGCAGAUUCGACGGUAGCCAACACGGUCCUGACUCGCAAGACGGGUCAUCGCCAAUCCUUGUCGUUGAUUGAGGAACAUGAUGGCCUAAAUAAGCAACUACCCCAGGUUCCCUCCGUCCCUGUUGAUCAGACUUCGCCCACGGCAAGGAUAUCCGCUUCUCGCAGAUUCAACGACUGGGUCGACAGUCAUGACUUGUACAAUGCUUUGAUGCAACAAAUUGGACGACAGGCUGUACAAGACCCAAACGAGGAUAUCGUGUUUGGCACCGUCCCCGGGCACCGUGUGAUUCCCGAGCGCACUUCUUCUGCAUUCUCGCGUCGCAGUAGACGCACAGUCCGCCAUGUUCCCAGUGAGGAAUCGUCGACGCCUGGAUCAUUUGCGACUGCUCUUGCCGGUAAUUCUAUAUCUCCACACAAACAUUAUAUUCGCCCGCUUAGAUACAUUCCAUCGCCAAAGACGACAUCUCCAAUUCAACCUGGACAGGAAAAUCGACCGUUGAGUGCCAAUGUGGACGGGACAUCACCUUUUUCGCCUCGUCCUCGUGGUGGGGACUCGGAUGAUGAGACCGGAAGUGUCAUUGUUCUUCACCAUGGGAAUUCGAAAACCGUGGAAGACUCUCCCAGUAUCUACUCGCAAACCACCAACGGAGGCACGCCGAUCAAGGACACCACCGCUGAUCACACAGAGGUGCCGGGAACGGCGACCAUUUUUACGUCUGAGAGAGCCAUCUACAGGUCCCCGAAGCGUGGGUCCAGCUCAAAUCCGUUGAAAACCCAGGUGCAGCCAAGCGUGGACUGGCAGCAGUGGAUGAGUUCGCAAAUCGAGAGAAUUGAAUCAACAAGCCCGACACGAGAGCAUGUUCGCGAGGAGGCUCAAUUCCAAGAAGAUGACGAUGAGAUCUUCAUGGGUAUGAUGCGACGAGCACCUGUUCCCGGCAACAAGUCGACUGGUAUGCCGUAUAUCACUGGUGAGCCUGGUCAGGACGCAAUGCGGCCGGUUGAGGAGUCCAGGGCAGUAUCACAAAACAACUUUUCACGUCCAUUCAGCAGGGCUUCCAGCGUACGGACGAUUCACCCAUCCCAAAACGUCGACCCUAUCCAUCCUCUGAGGACUCCAUCCAAGCUUCUGAAAGUCGAUAGCGCCGCCAACGAUGUCGUGUCUCCACCCAUCCGGGUUCUCUCUGGUCGGGAUCUGUCGCCGAUGCGCAUGAGAACCGCCAAUUCGCCUAGUCUUCAGGAGUCUCCAACACCGCAGCGCAAAAUGACCGAAAUACAAAAGCGGAACUUGAAUGCAGAUCAGUAUCGACGAUAUUCGGCCCGACGUCCCAUGGUGGCAAUCGGCCAGCCCAGCUCAUUCCGGUCUAUGAAGAGCUACCGUGACUUCCACGCAGCCAGCAAUGAAAACAAAUGGCAGAGGGAAUCCCAUGAUAGGAUGAUGGAGGAGUACUACAAGGGUCAGGACGGACAGUCUACGGUCUCCAGCAAGCAUAUGGUGGAGAUGUUUUUGAAUAGUCGGCGGCGUCCAGCCGGGACAGAAACGUCAGAGAACAAGCCUGGUGAGGCGUUCAUUUGA
Molecule: messenger RNA, 2733 nt
Organism: Penicillium argentinense
Lineage: Eukaryota; Fungi; Ascomycota; Eurotiomycetes; Eurotiales; Aspergillaceae
Exons: 2
Coding region: 1-2733 (910 amino acids)
Source: RefSeq, a predicted model, not a curated record